GGAAUAAGAAGAUAUAAGGGGAGAAAAUAGAAGCGCAAGCAGAGAUGGCAAUGCCUAGUGGUCCAGCAGUAACACCACCGCCCCCGAGCGGCGCAGGUGCAUCUAAUAACGGCGAUUCACAUCUCAAGCUCCCCAUUCUCACCCCCUCCCGUCCAUCUGACGUCAUCCUCAUCCCCAGCUAUUCCCGAUGGUUUUCCUGGAAAAAUAUUGAUGAAUGUGAAGUAAGGAAUUUACCCGAGUUUUUCGAGGAGAGGUCAGCUUCGAAGAAUCCUAGGGUUUACAAGUACUACAGAAAUUCCAUCAUUCAAAGCUUCAGACUCAACCCUACCCGCAAAAUUACUUUCACCGAGGCUCGCAAAACUAUUAUCGGGGAUGUUGGUUCUGUUCGCCGGGUUUUCGAUUUCCUAGAGGCUUGGGGUUUGAUUAAUUACUUUGGUGCCCCUUCUUCUAAACCUCAAAAGUUGGAAGACAAGGAUAUCUCAAAGUCUUCCAAUGAUGGUGGGGCAGUGCCAACUGCUGCUGACUCUACGCCCUCUAAGAAGAGAGUUUGCGGUAUUUGCAAGUCUGUUUGCACCAUUGCUUGUUUUGCUCGUGACAAGGACGACGUGACUCUUUGUGCAAGAUGCUUUGUUCGUGGUAGUUACAAGGUAGGACCGGGGUCUUCAGAUUUCAGAAGAGUUGAGAUAAGUGAUGAGGAGAAAACAGACUGGACUGACAAAGAAACACUGCACCUUCUUGAAGCUAUUAUGCAUUAUCGAGAUGACUGGAAGAAGGUUGCAGAACAUGUCAAUGGUAGAACUGUGAGAGAAUGUGUCAGCCAUUUUGUAAAGCUUUCUUUUGGGGAGCAAUUUGCUGGACCUCUAGAUUCUGCUGAGGUCAAUGAUAAUAUAAUUCAGUCAACUGGCCACACCGGCACAGAGCCUGUGUCACAAACCUCUACAGUCCCACCGGCCAAAAAGAUGCGUCUCAGUCCCCUUGCAGACUCAAGCAACCCCAUCAUGGCUCAGGCUGCUUUCCUCUCAGCUCUGGUAGGCGUUGAUGUGGCGGAAGCAGCUGCUCAUGCUGCUAUAUUGGCUUUGCACGAUGACUUUAAUGGUACCAAUUUUAAGGAGAAGAUUGGAUCUUGUACUGGUGGUAAUACUAGACACGAAGAACCGUGUCUUGAAUCUGACCGUGAUGCCCCCACAGUUGCUCCUAUAGAAGCCUUUGACGAGGCACGGUUGCAGCUUACUAAGGAGGAAGCUGAGUUAGAAAGAUCAAUAUCUGGCAUAUCAGUGCAGAUGGAGGAAUUCCAAAACAAGAUGAUGCAGUUUGGAAAGUUUGAUUUAGAAGUGGAGAAAGAGUCCAAACAGCUAGAGCAACUCACUAAUCUACUAUUUGCUGAUCAGCUAGCCCUUCAUUUUCAUAAAAAGGCAGGAUCAAAAUCGCAUGCAGUACCUGAAGAUUUCAAAGCAGGACAGACAUUAUGAUCUUGUCUUCUUUUACUCCUUGCCUUUGGCUUGUAAUUGAUUCUUUGGGCCAAAUGUAUGGAGGGAAAUGUCACAUGGCCUUGGCUUACUGUAAUCGGCUUCUUGUUACAAAUUAGGUUUGGUUCUAUGGCCAAAUCCUCCAAAAAAGAAAAACUGAAAUCAGUUUGGCCUCAUCGAAACCUAUUUGGACUUCAGAGUUUAGUUUAGAUUUGCAUCUUGUUUGUUGUUUGUAUGGAGAGAAAUGUCACAUGGCCCUGGGCCCCUUGCAUACUGUAAUUAGUUUAUUGUUACAAAUUAGGUUGGUUCUAUGGCCCAAUCCUCGAAAGAAAAGGAAAAAACUGAAAUCAGUUUGGACUCUGUCGAAACUUAUUUGGACUUCAGAGUUUAAUUUAGAUUUGCA
Daucus carota subsp. sativus is the source of this 1869-nucleotide messenger RNA. Its product is annotated as SWI/SNF complex subunit SWI3B. NCBI's taxonomy places the organism in Eukaryota, Viridiplantae, Streptophyta, Magnoliopsida, Apiales, Apiaceae. Gene Ontology annotation, molecular function: protein binding. The transcript is spliced from 6 exons. The coding region runs from base 45 to 1469 and encodes 474 amino acids. The record is from RefSeq and is a predicted model, not a curated record.